AUGCCAAGCAUCAGUACAGUCGAACCGGACUCUUUCGAUGUAGAUGCCCUCCGGAACAAAUAUAGUGACCGAACCUUAGUUACUGCGGACAAAAAUUGUAAAGGCUUCAAAGUACUUCCAUCCAACUACAAUCCUACAUUAUGUGACAUCCAUAAUGGUUUUCACUUUUUCUCCAGCCCUACUCAACCUAUUAUCACAAGAUGUUUCUGUCACAAAUAUCACACAUACUUCUCUUCACAGCAUUUAUCAUUAUCACCCAUUCCCGAUACUACCCCUGCAUCCACAACUGAGUCAUCCAAUUCAAUGGAAAUUGAUCUUGAUGCUAAACUAUACAAAUCUCUUAACAAUGUACCCAAGUCAUCCUUUCAACCUAAACACAAUAUUGUUCAUCCAUUUCCCAACUGCUAUAGCAAUAUUAGACAAGAUACCAAUAACCAAAUCUCCUUUCUCACCUUUUCUCACCAUGCACAUACAUGCAUUGUUUGCAAAACCAAAGAUGUACCCUGUAUUAUGCUGACUGACAAUAAUCACUCACUAGACCCAAAUGCCCUUAUAUUCAAAACUGAAGUAGGUGGCUUCCCAGCUCACUCUCAAUGUAUCCAUAAACUCAAAUUAAAGCUAGCUAAACCUACAAGCCCUAUGAACUGGGAACAACGUGGUCUUUAUUGCAAAAUUAAAUUUUCACAGCUAUCGGUAGAAGAUAAGCGUGUUCUCUUCAAAACAUUCUUGGAAAAACUCCCCAAAAAGAUUAAAACUACCGAUAAACAAUCAAACAACAACACUGAUGAAAAAGAAACUUCAAAUGACAGUAAACAAAAAGAUGUUAACAACAAGCAAUCCAAACAAAAA
Messenger RNA from Paraglomus occultum, 849 nucleotides. NCBI's taxonomy places the organism in Eukaryota, Fungi, Glomeromycota, Glomeromycetes, Paraglomerales, Paraglomeraceae. The record is from the annotation of a GenBank genome assembly.